Iphiclides podalirius (scarce swallowtail) is the source of this 309-nucleotide messenger RNA. NCBI's taxonomy places the organism in Eukaryota, Metazoa, Arthropoda, Insecta, Lepidoptera, Papilionidae. The record is from the annotation of a GenBank genome assembly.
AUGCGCGAUGGGUCGUGGACCGGGGCUAUCUUGGGGCGGCUAAACUUAGUGGUGCGUGCGGGCCAGAUGGUAAAAUUAGUGUUCAGUUUUCGAGACGCCGUCUGCUUGCUACUCAUGACGACACGGCCGCCCAUUCACAGCACGCCAGCCACGGCGACGGGCGCUCAGCCAUCUUGGCUCAAUGGGGAACAAAGCCAAAAUCACGUAGGUGUCAAGUACCAGGAGAACAUGACCGGCGGAAAGUCUAAAAUUCGACGAUUGGCAGAGCUGUGCACCGCCGAGCCAACUCGGCCGUGGUUCGCGUAUCGA